GCCAGCACGGGGUUUUUGGGGUGAAACUCAACUAAAACACCCAAGAGGCUUUUCAUGUUGAAUUAUGGGACCCUCGGGCUGCCCCCCCAGUUGGUCCCAGUCCCCUCCCAGUUCCAUCCAGUCCCUUUUCCCCCUCCCCAGGCCGACAAACGCGCUCAUCACAACGCGCUGGAGCGCAAGCGCAGGGACCACAUCAAGGACAGUUUCCACAGCCUGCGGGACUCCGUCCCCUCUCUCCAGGGAGAGAAGCAACAGGCAUCCCGGGCCCAAAUCCUGGACAAAGCCACAGAGUACAUCCAGUACAUGCGCCGGAAAAACCACACGCACCAGCAGGACAUCGACGACCUCAAGAGGCAAAACGCCCUCCUGGAACAACAAGUGCGUGCGCUGGAGAAGGCCCGUUCCAGCGCCCAACUCCAGGCCAACUACCCCUCGACGGACAACAGCCUCUACACCAACCCCAAGGGCAGCGCCAUCUCCGCCUUCGACGGCGGCUCCGACUCCAGCUCCGACUCGGAACCCGACGAACCCCAGAGCAGGAAGAAACUCCGCAUGGAGGCCAGUUAGGCCCCCCCCUCGGCCUCCCCCAUCAUCAUCCUCCUCCUCAUCCUCUUCUUCUUCCUCCUCCUUCUCCUCCGGCUGCCGAAGGACUCUCUCCCUUCUCUCCUAGAAG
Molecule: messenger RNA, 673 nt
Organism: Calidris pugnax (ruff)
Lineage: Eukaryota; Metazoa; Chordata; Aves; Charadriiformes; Scolopacidae
Gene: MAX
Product: MYC associated factor X
Exons: 3
Coding region: 55-567 (170 amino acids)
Biological process (GO): positive regulation of transcription by RNA polymerase II
Cellular component (GO): RNA polymerase II transcription regulator complex
Molecular function (GO): protein dimerization activity; DNA-binding transcription factor activity
Source: RefSeq, a predicted model, not a curated record